Messenger RNA from Grammomys surdaster, 1787 nucleotides. Its product is annotated as zinc finger protein 709-like. NCBI's taxonomy places the organism in Eukaryota, Metazoa, Chordata, Mammalia, Rodentia, Muridae. The transcript has a single exon. The record is from RefSeq and is a predicted model, not a curated record. The coding region runs from base 1 to 1659 and encodes 552 amino acids.
AUGUGUGUCAAUUAUCUUUACAGGCAUGAAAGAAGUAAUGGUGGAGAGGAACCCUAUGAAAAUAAUCGAUGUGCUAAAGCAUUUGCAUAUCACAAUAGUCUCCAAAAAUGUAGUAUAACAUUUACUGGAAAGAGACCCUAUGAAUCUAAUCACAGUCAACUCCAAGUACAUAAAAGAACAUGUAGUGGAGAGAAAUCCUAUGAAUGUAAUCAAUGUGGUAAAGACUUUGCAUGUUCCAAGAGUCUCCGAAUUCAUCAAAGAACACACACUGGAGAGAAGCCAUAUGAAUGUAACCAAUGUGGUAAAGACUUUUCAUGCUAUAGUAAGCUUCAAAUACAUGAAAGAACACAUACUGGUGAGAAACCCUAUGAAUGUAACCAAUGUGGUAAAGCCUUUGGAUAUUUCAGGAGUCUCCGAAUUCAUCAAAGAACACACACUGGAGAGAAGCCAUAUGAAUGUAACCAAUGUGGUAAAGCCUUUGCAUAUCACAAUUCUCUCCAACUACAUAAAAUAACACAUACUGGUGAGAAACCUUAUGAAUGUAAGCAAUGUGGUAAAGCCUUUUCAUACAGCAGUCAUCUUGAAAGGCAUAAAAGAAUUCAUACUGGAGAGAAACCCUAUGAAUGUAAGCAAUGUGGUAAAGCCUUUCCAUAUCAUAGUAGUCUCCAAAAACAUAAUAGAACACAUACUGGAGAGAAACCUUAUGAAUGUAACCAAUGUGGUAAAGCUUUUGCAUUUUCCACUAAUCUUCGAAUACAUAAAAGAACACACACUGGAGAGAAACCCUAUGGGUGUAAUGAAUGUGGUAAAGUCUUUGUAAUUAAGAGUAGUCUCCUAGAACAUAAAAGAACACAUACUGGUGAGAAACCUUAUGAAUGUAACCAAUGUGGUAAAACCUAUGUGUGUUCCAAGAAUCUCCGAAUACAUGAAAAAACACAUAAUGGAGCAAAAUCCUAUGAAUGUAACCAAUGUGGUAAAGAUUUUGCAUGCUAUAGUAAUCUUCAAAUACAUGAAAGAACACAUACUGGUGAGAAACCCUAUGAAUGUAACCAAUGUGGUAAAGCUUUUGCAUUUUCCACUAAUCUUCGAAUACAUAAAAGAACACACACUGGAGAGAAACCCUAUGAAUGUAACCAAUGUGGUAAAGCUUUUGCAUGUUCCACUAAUCUUCGAAUACAUAAAAGAACACACACUGGAGAGAAACCCUAUGAAUGUAACCAAUGUGGUAAAGCUUUUGCAUAUUCCACUAAUCUUCGAAUACAUAAAAGAACACACACUGGAGAAAAACCUUAUGAAUGUAAGCUAUGUAGUAAAACCUUUGUAAGUCAUGACAGUCUCCAAAAACAUAAUAGAACACACAAUGGAGAGAAACCCUAUGAAUGUAACCAAUGUGGUAAAGCCUAUGCAUAUCAUAGUAGUCUCCAAGUACAUAAAAGAACACACACUGAAGAGAAACCCUAUGAAUGUAAGCAAUGUGGUAAAGUCUUUGCAUGUCAUGAUACUCUACAAAUACAUAAAAGAACACAUAGUGGCAAGAAAACCUAUGGAUGUAAGCAAUGCAGUAAAACCUUUGUAAGUCAGAACCAUUUUCUAGAAGAUAAAAGAACAUAUAGUGGAGAUAAACCCUAUGUUUGUAAUCAUGUGGUAAAGACUUCAUAAGCCAGACUUGUCUCCUAGAACAUACAAGAAUACAUAUUGGAGAGAAAACUUAUGAAUGUAACCAAUGUGGUAAAGCCUUUGCCUUUCUUUAUCAUCUUUAAAAGCAUAAAAGAAUUCAUACUAGAAAA